AGCAUGUCUCUGCUCUCGUCCCUGCGCUCUCCUCGGCUGUCCUUCAUCCAGACUCUGCUGUCUCUGCUGCUGUCUCUGGUGUCCCUGUCCUCCUCGUACUGGUGCGUGGGCCGGCAGAAGGUUCCCAAGCCUCUGUGCUCCGCGGCUCGCCGGCUCAAGUGCACUCCGGUGCACGGCGUCUCGGAUGGGUCCUUCUCCUGGGAGACCGGAGACGAUCGCUUCAUCUUCCCCUCCUUCCACGCCGGACUCUGGACCACCUGCGAGAGAACAUCUUCACGGACGCCUGGGGUGAGGGGUCAGGAUGAGACGAGGACAGAUGUGUUUGUGAGAGAUUGA
This is a messenger RNA of Puntigrus tetrazona (Sumatra barb), 336 nucleotides long. Its product is annotated as germ cell-specific gene 1 protein-like. Lineage: Eukaryota; Metazoa; Chordata; Actinopteri; Cypriniformes; Cyprinidae. The transcript has 2 exons. The record is from RefSeq and is a predicted model, not a curated record. The coding region runs from base 4 to 336 and encodes 110 amino acids.